AUGGGUGAUUCUGAGGCUGUUCCUGCUGCUGCCACUGCUACUACUAGUAAACCUAUCAGAUAUGUUGAUAUUGGAAUCAACCUGAGUGAUCCCGUAUUCUCGGGUAGUUACCAUGGCAAACAGGUUCACGACAGUGACCUGGACGACAUUGUACAACGUGCAAAGGACAUCGGGUGCCAGAAGUUCAUGGUGACUGGCUCUGACCUGGAGGAGUCUCGGCGCGCACUCCAACUUGCACAUGACUACCCUGGAUUUUGCUAUGCAACUGUUGGUGUCCACCCUUGUCAGGCGAAGAUGUUCGAUGAGUACCCCGGUGGACCUUCCAAAAUGCUCGAAGAGCUCCGGACGCUCGCAUUGCAGUCGAAAGAGAAUGGACAGGCUGUCGCGUUCGGUGAAAUCGGCCUGGAUUAUGAUCGCUUGUUUUUGAGUGCGAAAGAACCUCAGCUGAAGUACUUUGAAGCCCAGUUGGAUCUUGCUGUGGAGAUCCAACUCCCUCUUUUCCUUCAUUCUCGCGCUGCUAGUGAGGAUUUUGAGAGAUUGUUGGGGCCGCGACUUGCCAAGCUCCCCAAGAGAGGACUUGUGCAUAGUUUUACAGGGACUCUGGAAGAGAUGGAGCGGAUGGUUGCUCUUGGGCUUGAUAUCGGCGUGAACGGUUGCAGUCUGAAGACAGAGGAGAAUCUCGAGGUGGUGAAGGCUAUCCCGCUAGAGAGACUCCAGAUUGAAACAGAUGGCCCUUGGUGCGAAAUUCGUCCUUCCCAUGCCUCGUCUAAAUACCUCAAGGGUGCGCCGGAGUUGCCAAAGGCUGUCAAGAAGGAGAAGUGGCAGAAGGGUCUCAUGGUCAAGGGUCGCAAUGAGCCUGCCGCGAUAGCCCAUGUCGCCUACGUCAUCGCCCAGAUCAAGGGGAUAACGGUGGAAGAGGUCUGCGAAGCUGCUUGGAAUAACUCGAUCAAAAUGUUUGGGCUUGGGGAAGAUGCAUGA
Molecule: messenger RNA, 978 nt
Organism: Aspergillus piperis CBS 112811
Lineage: Eukaryota; Fungi; Ascomycota; Eurotiomycetes; Eurotiales; Aspergillaceae
Product: 3'-5'-exodeoxyribonuclease
Exons: 5
Coding region: 1-978 (325 amino acids)
Cellular component (GO): cytosol
Molecular function (GO): 3'-5'-DNA exonuclease activity
Source: RefSeq, a predicted model, not a curated record